AUGUCAUCUUCUGUACCACCAGCAGAUUCGUUACUGGCCAGUCCAUAUGUAAAUAUAAUAACUGGUUAUUUAUCGCAAAUGCAAGAGCGAAACAUCUUUACGAACGAACGCAUUCAUAUUAAUAAACAUCAUUUUCUAAUAGCAGUUGGUUUUCUUGUUUUAUUAUAUUUUCUAAUACAUAUUCAAAUUUUAUUCUUCUGGCUAUUAAAAUUUAUAUUUCGUUUAUUGCUUCAAAUAAUUUCAACAAUAUUUUGGCUUCCAUUAAGAACCGCUCGAUUUUUUAUACCAAAAACAAUUGAUUAUGACAUAUUAUUUCCAUUAUUUUGGUUAUGCUCAAUAUCAUCAUUUUAUAUAUCAAAAUUUUCUCAUGAAAAUAUCUGUCAAUUUUAUGAUGAAUAUUUUGUUCGACGCUAUAAAAUUUUACAGUACGACCAAACGAAACGUGAAGAAGUUAAACGGCAUUUAUUUGUUGCAACAUUUAUCGUGCUUCUUCUUCUUCAAUCCUUAUUUAUUCUAAUACCUAUUGCUUCAUCGAUCAGACGACAUAAUUCAGUUAAUAAAGUGCCUUCGCAGACACCAACUGUUGACAAACAGAUGAUGGCGAAGACUAUUAAAAGUUCAACAGCUAAAUCAACUACUGAAGAAGCAGUGGGAACAGCAAAUGAGAAUCUAUAUACACGCUUUCUUGAUGCAUUUAAAGAUGAUGAUGAAACGCAAAAAAAUGAGAAUCGUCAACCACCAAUUAAUGACGAAAAACCUGAGCAUACACUUAAAACAAUUAAAAAUGAAGCAUUUCAGUCAAAAUCAAAAGAUCAACAAAAAGCAGUAAAUGAUGAUGAUAAAAGCUCAAGAUUUCAACGAUGGAUUGUUCACUAUCUUAAGGCACCAUUUCAAAGAUGGAAUAAUAAAAAUACUGUAGCAAUUAGAGCAACAAUAGAAGAGAACGAUUUUGAAGAUGAAAGCGAGGAGGAGGAUAUUGAAUUAGAUUCCUCCUCCCCGUCAUUCUUUGACGAAGAUGAAACCGAUGAUGAAGAUGAAACCGAUGAUGAAGAUGACGGAAAUGAUGAGCAACUAGAACAUUCAACAAAAACCGAACAAAUUCAAGAAAGUUUUGGUUCAGUUACAAACUUUGAUCAAAAAUUAAACGAGAAUGUCAAAAACAAAAUUUCUUCUACAGAAGAAAAAGAUGAUAAUGACGAAGAUUCUCUACCACUUCAAGAACACUCUACUAAACCAACCGAAAUCACUAAAACUGUUGGAGCAAAAAUUACUAAAAAGAUUUCUUCUGUAAUUGUUGAUGACGACAACAACGAAUCAGGCUAUGAUUCUGAUGACGAAGAAGAAAAACUAUCUUCUAUACUAACUAAGAAGAUUAAAACAACAUUAGCUAAACAUGCUGGAAAAGUUAAGAAAGCUGCUACAACGAAUAAAAAUAAGAUUGCUUCUUCAACUGAAAACAAAGAUGAUGAACAAAAAUCAAAAUCAAUUGCUAGACCAGUCAAAAAACAUUCAACGAAGAAAAUCAAAGAUCUUGGCGAAAAAGUGAAAACUCAUGAAAAACACAAAAUCUCCUCUUUAACCCAAUACGACGAAACUGAAAAUGAAACUGAAUCAUGUGUCGACCAAGAAAAAGAAACAACAAACAACGAUGUCGAAUCAAUGAAAAACGAAAUUUUCACAAAUUUGGAUGCAUCGAAGCAAAGAUCACGUAGUAAUCUUGUGGAUACAGCUAAAAAUUUUAUUUCCAACACUUUUGAAACAUUAUCCGAAUCGGUUAAAGAGAAAGUCGAACAAAUCACAAAACCGAAUAAAAUGGAAUCAAAAAUUAAAGAUCAAACUGUCGAACCAUUAGAAAAUGAAGCUUCUCAUGAGAAAAAUGUCACCAGCUCAAAAGUUGAACAUUUAAAAAAAACUAUCGAUGGUGAAACGAAAUCUUUAAAAAAAAAGAAAAAACCAAAGUCUUUAGUACAUAAAGUCGUUAAAAAGAAACUUUUACUACAUGGAAAGAAAAAGAAAACAAUUCCAUCAGCCAAUAUACUUAAGUCAAAAUUAAAGAUAAAAACGAAAUUAAAUGGAUUCGUUGAUGAUGCAUGGAAUAUUUGGCAUCUAGCGAACAGAAAACUUGCCUAUAUAUUUUCUUCAUCAACAAAACAUGCACGUCAUUUCCCACGGUAUAAUGCAACAUCUCUUUAUACGGCAUAUACAGAUCUUAAAUGUUAUGAUUAUACAAAAAAGUCUAGUCCUUAUCGUUUAUUAAAUCGUAAACAUCAUUAUUUUCUUGAUACAUAUCGUCAUCAUUCACCAUUUCCAGUUUAUUUAUCGAUAUUAAAAUCUAAUGGGCCUAGAUGUUAUCGUCAUUAUCCAAAUUGUUCAUGUGCUCUCACAUUAAAAACACCAGUUCGAAACUUUAAAUCACAAUUAUAUCGUUUUAUUCGAUUUUGGGCUAUUAUCAGUGUAUUAGCUGUUAUUUUAGGAGCAAUUUACACAAUUCUAACAAAUAGAAAACAAACUCAUUUUUCAUUUCGUCAUCAAGAAAAAUUUGAUGGAUCAUCAAAGAAUCAACAACGUACAACAAUAUCGAAUAGAAACAAUUUAUCAAGAGCAAUAGUAACAGAACAACAAAUAUCAUCAUCUAUUAAUCAACAAACAGUUUCAUCCAAUAGUAAUACUCGUCCAUUAGAUCAGAAAAUUGCAAAUCAUCUUUAUUUGUGGCUUGAAGAUGAAAAAAAUGACGGUUUCAGAAACCUUAGUGAAUUAUGUCGAACAGCAAUUAACAGUACCUUCAUAAAAAAAGCUGUAAGUUAUUGA
Messenger RNA from Rotaria socialis, 2808 nucleotides. Lineage: Eukaryota; Metazoa; Rotifera; Eurotatoria; Philodinida; Philodinidae. The record is from the annotation of a GenBank genome assembly.